GCAUUCUGGAACCGCUCGUUUUCCUGCCCUCUGGGCACUUUUCCGGUUGCUUUUUAGGGACUCCAUCGCCAUUUUUAGGCAGAACUCGAGAGGAAGCAGUGAAGCAUUUGAAAAUGAGCGGAUGUCGAGUGUUUAUCGGUCGGCUGAGCCCCCACGCCAGAGAGAGGGACGUGGAGAAGUUUUUCAAAGGAUUUGGACACAUUCGGGAAGUCAAUCUAAAAAACGGUUUUGGCUUUGUGGAGUUUGAUGACCACAGAGAUGCUGAUGAUGCAGUCUAUGAACUGAAUGGGAAAGAACUGUGCAAUGAAAGGGUCACAAUAGAGCAUGCCCGCUCUCCCAGAGGAAGAGGAGGUGGAGGAGCAGGCGGUGGAAGUGGUGGUGGAGGUAGUGGAAGGUUCUCUCCGCGGUUUAGCAGCUAUCGUCAGACUCGCGGCUCAAUGUAUGGUCCUCCUGUGCGCACAGAGCACAGAAUCAUUGUUGAGAACCUCUCGUCCCGGAUAAGUUGGCAGGACCUGAAGGAUAUGAUGAGGAAGGUUGGUGAGGUGACAUUUGUGGAUGCACACAGAUCCAAUAAGAAUGAAGGAGUGGUGGAAUUUGCCUCACACAGCGAUAUGAAGAACGCCCUUGACAAACUAGAUGGGACUGAGCUUAACGGACGCAAACUCAAACUGACUGAAGAUCGCAAGAAGAGCAGAAGCCGCUCCCGCUCCAGGAGCUACACCAGGUCUCGCAGUCGUUCCCGAUCCAGGAGCCGUUCCAAAUCCCCGAGCAGGAGCCGAAGCAGGAAACGCAGCCGUACCAGGUCCCACUCACUCAGCCGCAGCCCAGAGAGGAAGCCCCUUCCCCGCGCAGCCCCGCGCUCCCCAUCCCACUCCCCCUCUCGCUCCAAGUCUCGAUCCCAUUCCCGAUCCCCUCCAGUGCAGAAGAGGCGGUCCAAAUCCAGGUCCCCAUCGACUGAGAGCCAGCACUGAGAGCUGUCUCCCUGCCUGCACCAGCUGUAUCUGUAGAUCUGGUUAUGGUGUCUCGUAUCUGGUUAGAGUUGCAGUCUGAUCUGUUAAAACAGCUGCUGAUCUGAUUCAUUGUCUGUUACGUAAUAGAAAAGCCUCAGGAGAUUUUUUUUUUUUUUGGCACCAACUGUGCAUAACUUCUAUUUUUAUUUGAAAGCUACAAUGUUUGGAUAUCCUCAACACCCACACUCGGCAGCAUGUAUGGAAUUGCAGCAGCCAAUGUUAAGUGAAGUCUGUGGUGUGUGUUGUUUUUUUUUUUUUUUAAAUUCAAUAAUUUCUGCUUUCUGCUAAUUUCCCUUCAUAGUUUCAUUGUCUGUAAUUUGACUUCAUAUGUGGAUGAUUGCAAUGGCAAGUGAUAUCCCUAGGUGGACUGGUUUGUUUGCAAAACACAAGCAUUUUCCUUAUUCAGUGACUUGUUACACACUUAAGUGGGUCAUUGGUGUUUUAAUUAGCUGUCAAAUUUGUUUCCAGGCUGUGUUUUUGGUUUUCUAGCUACCAAAAAUGAAAGACAUGAUGUGUAGUCGAACAUUUUGCUGUGGCCAUGUAAUUUUGUGCUGAUUAAAUUUUGUGUGCCAAUUCUUA
Messenger RNA from Polyodon spathula (Mississippi paddlefish), 1589 nucleotides. RefSeq names its product serine/arginine-rich splicing factor 5-like. The record is from RefSeq and is a predicted model, not a curated record. Gene Ontology annotation, cellular component: ribonucleoprotein complex; cytoplasm; nucleus. NCBI's taxonomy places the organism in Eukaryota, Metazoa, Chordata, Actinopteri, Acipenseriformes, Polyodontidae. Bases 114 to 971 code for a protein of 285 amino acids. Gene Ontology annotation, molecular function: mRNA binding. The transcript is spliced from 8 exons.